CUGUCUCUCUUUCUCUCUCUCUCUCUCUCUCUCUCUCUCUGUCUCCCUCUCUCUCUCUCUCCUGCUUAGAGGACAGAAUUGACGAGUGGUCGACAAGGGAGGACACUUCUUUGAAGAAACAUCUCUGUAGAGAAGAAAAACAGGUGAUGGCCGUGGCUGUCUCCAGGGAUCUGACGGUGCAGGUGCUGGAGGAUGUGAAUGCUGUCAAGCUGACCGACAGACAGCAGGCUCUGCGUGCUGCCAUCCAGAGAGGAGAGCCCAAAUGUCUGGGGGUGAGUCAGGUGAUGCUGGGGCUGAUGGUCAUGUCCUACUCCAUUCCUCUGCACUUCACUGAGCUCACUGAGGUCGUCAGCCUGGGAGUUCCUUGGUGGAGCGGCUUGACGUUCCUCACAGCAGGAGUGGUUGCUAUCAUCUUGGAUAAAAACUGCACCAUGAAGAUGCUGCAUCUGUGUCUGAUGGUGAGCGUGGUGUCCACUGUGCUGUCGGUGGUGGCUGUGAUCAUCUACUCCAUCGACAUGGACAAGAACCCUGAGGUGCCCUGUGUCAAAACGGUCCAAGACAGCUGCAGUGAGAAACACUACGCCAUGAAGCUGAGCAGAGGAAUGAAGUCAUCCCUCCUUCUCUUCACAUUGGCCCAAACAGUCAUCUCUGCCAUCGUGUGCUUCCUCCUCUUCAGACAGAGAAACAGCUUCGGGCAGUACACGUCUCUCACUCACGCUGCUCCAUCCGAAGCUCUCAUACCCCCAAACCUGAGCUGAUCGACCCGACCGCUGGACCAGUAGAGGUGAAGGAUCACGUCCCAUCAGGCCGAUCGAUCAGCUGUCAUCGGGGUGGGCUGUUGAUUGAACAUGUUUCACAAAAGGUGACGGAUCCCCGUUGUUCAGAUUGUUUGUCUACUUGUCUAUCUGUGACUUAUCCACUGUGCUACGUGACAUGUUGAGGAGCUCUGUUCUCAAAUGUCUCUUGUUUGUAUUACCUAUGUCUGUCAGUAACUGAAUAUUAGAUCACUGGUACAACCAAGCUAAAUGAUUCAAAACUCCAAUCAACAGCAGAGCUGCAACAAAAGAAAAGGAGAGAGCAUGAAUAAUAACAAUUGUAAACAUUGGCAUAAAGUUUCAAAUCUGACUCAAGAUGUUCAUUAACAAGAGGAGAUGGAGGAGAAGUCAGAUCAAGAGAUUGUGCUCUCGUGUUGUGAAGCCCUGUUGUCAUGUGAAAUGUGAAAAUGAAUCCUGUGAAUGGUAGUGAACUCUCUGGGUGGUGCAGGAUGCUGAGGUGGCUGCAGGCUCACGGUGCACCUGGGCCACGCAGGGUCGUCGUACAGACACAAAAACAUGAACUAUCAUACGGUCAAUUUAGAGUCUCCACUUAACCUGAGCCCAAUCUGCAUGUCUUUGGACUGUGGGAGGAAGCCAGAGAACCCCGGAGAGAACCCGCGCAUACACGUGGAGAACGUGCAAACUCCACACAGAAAGGCCCUGGUUGCUCCGAACUGGGAUGCAAACACAAACUUCUUGCCGUGAGGCGACGGCGCUAACCACUACACCACCCAGUGCAGCCCUUUUUGACAAUUAUAAUAAAUCAAAAUAGCAGCCGCAUAGUGAAGCCUGGAGGUGGAGGCUCCAUCCAGAUGUGGUGAGCCCAAUAUCAACCCAAAGCUACGUACUGUAAAGAUGAAUGGGUGAAAUAGGAUUUCCACAAGGUACAAACUGAUACAGACGUGUCCUCACAGAGCUCUAUUUUAACAUCUGAGCGUGGUCUGGUGUUUUUAGGACACUUGUUUGAGUUUAACAGCAGGAAAAACGUUCACUGCACCGGAGAAACGGUUCCAAAUCAUUGUAUUUAGCCUCUCUAUUAAUCAUAGGUGCCAUGUCCCGUUCCCUGUAAAAGCCAUGUGAGCUUGCACCUUGCUGGAUCAAUAUUUCAAUGGAGGAUUUUCCAGGUAGUAAGGAGAGAAUGCUUUUACACUUCACACACGAGCAGAUUGUCUUUGUUUGUUACUAUCUUGAUCAGUGGAAUACCGCAGCGCCGACUUCAGGCCAGGUUAAUGUUGGUCAAUUGCUUUCUUCUGCCUCUAGUGACAAGGACCACACCUGAUUCUAACAACACGCUCAUGGGUGCUCAGGUGUAAAUAGGUUCCGCUGACUGUAACUGCCACAAGUAGUGCCUCCACUAAAUACUGACUUGAAUGAGGGGAAGAGAUCACUAAAGACACUGCAGGGCCUCCAGUCACAGAAACACAAAACUAGUCAGGGUAUGUGACUAAGUCUCACUGCACCACUUUGCUCCGUGUGAGAAGAGAGUCGUGUGACCAGCCUCCAGUGUAAAAAUGUUUUUUUUUUACAGUUUUUCUCUCAGUUUUGAAACAGAUGUGAGUAUAACACAAAGUAUACACUAUCGUGUGCACUUUUUUCUAGAUGUCAUUAUCACAGUGUUAUAAAAAAAUAUGUUUGUCCAUUGUCUGCUAAUACUGAUAUGCUUUGUAUUAUUUUAUACAAAAAUAAAAUCAAAUAUACUUAUAUAGAUUAAA
This is a messenger RNA of Scophthalmus maximus (turbot), 2527 nucleotides long. It is a transcript of the gene tmem176, whose product is annotated as transmembrane protein 176. Lineage: Eukaryota; Metazoa; Chordata; Actinopteri; Pleuronectiformes; Scophthalmidae. Bases 147 to 758 code for a protein of 203 amino acids. The record is from RefSeq and is a predicted model, not a curated record. The transcript has 7 exons. Gene Ontology annotation, cellular component: membrane.